Messenger RNA from Paramecium primaurelia, 1583 nucleotides. The record is from the annotation of a GenBank genome assembly. Lineage: Eukaryota; Ciliophora; Oligohymenophorea; Peniculida; Parameciidae.
AUGGAUUAAAAAUCAAAUGAAAUGGAAAUGGCUAUGGUACAUCUUGCCAAACCAGAAAUCAAUGACUAAACUGAAAUAUAUAAGGUUUACAAAAGGAGAUAUAUUAUGGCAUCAUUUUUUGCAUUUUCAACUGUAUUUCAUUACCUAAUUUCAAGAUCUGUUCAUCUAUGAUGUUUUCAACUUGUAAUCCAAUUGCAUCAGUUUUAGCAGCUGUUUAUGAAAUACCAACAUUUGUAGUUUCAUUAGCUGCAAAUGGAUUUCUAUUGAUGCAUCCUCUCUUAACUAUUGUAUGUAAUUCAAUCAAUCUUAAAAACAGAAACAUUUAUUGUCAAUCAAACAGAUAUAUCAGUUAGUCUAAAAAUUGGAUGUGCAUUAACAUUACUAGGUGCAUUGAUCAGAACUGCCACAGUUAUUACAGAGAGGUUGCAUUGUUUCACUAAAAUAUAGAUUUUAUACUAUUAUUUUGGGUUCACUUGUUGCAGGAAUGGGAAGACCCUUCAUUAUCAAUAUUCAAGCCAAUGUUGCAAAGGAAUGGUUCAGACCAGAAGAUAAAACAACUGUUAUGAUUGCUUUUUCUUUCAUUAUUACAUGUUCAAGUGUAUUUGGGUACAUUACAUAAUUUAUUUCAUAUAGUGUUAUAGUACCUGGUUAAAUAUUCAAGGGUUAUAAAUAUGAAACAGAUCCAGAUGAUGGUAAAUGGUUAACUGGAAAACUGAUGGUUAUAGAAUUAGAAAUCUUUAGUGCUAUUUUAAUUCCUGCCAUUUUAUUCUUUAGACCAAGUCCACCUACUCCACCUGGUCCAAUUAAUAAAUCAAGAGAUGAGUUUACAUACUUGUAAUCUUUAAAGAUAACAGCAAAAAAUAAAAAUUUUGUAAUUCUUACAUAUAUUAUAUGAUUAGAUCCUAUUGUUUAUUUGUUAUAGUCUAUUAAUGGGUGGAUUUCAUGCUUUAGCUGUUGUAAUUUCAUACCUUUUUAAUCCAUUUGGUUUUACUCCCUCAUAAACUAGUUUUAUAUGUAUAUAAAAUAAAUUUUAACAUUUUAGAAAGUUCACCUAUUAUUUGUGGAUUUGUUAGUUCUGUUAUGUAUUCGAUAUUAAUAAGAAAAUAUCAUUUAAAUCAUAAGAAAAUAGUUUUAUUUAAUUUAAUUCCAGUAUUAGUUAGUUUGGGAUUGAGCUAUUUUGCAUUAAUGACUGAAAGCUUACCUCUUGUGUUAUUAUGCUAUUCAGUAUAAUAAUUUAUUUUAAUAGGUUCUUGGCUUUUUUGUGAUUCCUUGCAUACCAUUAUAACUAGAAUUAGCAUGCAAAGUCUUACAUCCUAUAAAUUAAACAAUAGCAGUAGGAUUUUUAUUAGCUGGUGUUCAUAUAUGGAGUUUUGUUUUUGGUGAGAUUCUUUCAGUAAUAACCCAUGAUUAAAAUAAGUAUAUUAAAUCUUUUAAUCAUUAGAACUCAAGCAUUUUAUGGAUGUUUAUUAUUAUUUUUAUCAUUUCUGGCUGCUGCAAUCUGUUUCUCUAGAGUUAAAUUACCAAAAGAAGAUGAGGAAGAGGAAACUACUUAAGUUAAUCAAUCUACUCAAGAAGGAAUAUGA